Aphis gossypii (cotton aphid) is the source of this 2575-nucleotide messenger RNA. RefSeq names its product tumor susceptibility gene 101 protein (gene TSG101). Lineage: Eukaryota; Metazoa; Arthropoda; Insecta; Hemiptera; Aphididae. Gene Ontology annotation, cellular component: ESCRT I complex. Gene Ontology annotation, molecular function: ubiquitin binding. The transcript has 10 exons. Bases 211 to 1536 code for a protein of 441 amino acids. Gene Ontology annotation, biological process: protein modification process; protein transport; endosome to lysosome transport. The record is from RefSeq and is a predicted model, not a curated record.
GGUAUAUUCUCUAUAAUAGUAAUGUGUAUAUAUGUAAUAAAUGUAAGUUUUCAUUUUUAAUAUUUUACUCCUCAAUUUUAUUUUCAUAUUGAAUAUUGAUUGAUAAUUAUUACGUGUUUCUUAAAAUACAUCCUAAAAGUACAAUAAAACCACAACUCGAUUUCAGUGAAGCUCUUUAAUUAUAUAGAAGAAGAUAAAUAUUAACUCAAAAUGAUACGAGUAGAAGAUAGUCUUUUAAAAUCAUAUUUAACUAUGUAUAAAUUUCCUGAAAAUACAAAAAAAGAAAUUAUAAAAACAUUAAAUUAUUAUCAUGGACUCAUUUGUAAUUUUGAGACAUUUUUGUUUUCAAAUAGGAUUGAAAAGAAAUUAGUUAAUCUGAGUGGUACUAUUCCCGUUACAUUUAAAGGCACUACUUAUCACAUUCCAAUUAGUAUCUGGCUAAUGGAUACACAUCCAAAUAAUGCACCAAUCUGUUAUGUGAAACCUACAAUGGAUAUGCGAAUUAAAAUGUCAAUGUAUGUUGAUCAUAAUGGUAAAAUUUAUUUGCCAUAUUUACAUAACUGGACUCCGACUACGUCCAAUCUUCUCGAUUUAAUUGGAGUAAUGACGGCAACUUUUUCAGAAACACCACCUGUAUAUUCAGUUGUUAGAACUGAACCAUCUGUAAAUCCUGUUACUUAUCCUACUCAAAUACCAUACGGCGGCACUGGUUCUAAUGUGAUGUUGCCAUAUCCUUCAAUACCAACAUCGUCUACUGCUACUUCUAAUCCUUCCACAACAUACCAUGGCAAUUCUAAUACUCCUUAUCCUUUGUAUAAUAAUCAGUUUCCUACACCUUCGCCUUAUCCAACAGGUUCCACAAAUACUUCAAAUUUUCUACCUUAUACUCCAUCAUAUACAACACAAAAUUCUUCACAGAACUGUCCAUAUCCACAGCAACCUUCAUCAGCUAGGCCAGAAUAUCCUCCUUACCCACCAACUGCUAGUAAUUUACCAAAUACUUCUACCACAGGGUUGAAUGAUGGUGGUACUAUUACUGAAGAACAUAUCAAAGCUUCUUUAUUAUCUGCUAUUGAAGAUAAAGUACGAAGGCGCUUUAAUGAACAAAUGGCCCAGAAUAAAGCCGAAUUAGAUAUAUUGCAACAUUCUCAUCGAGAAUUAUCACUUGGAAAAAAUAAAUUAGACUCUAUUUUGACAAGUCUCAAUAAAGAAAAGUCUGAAUUAGAACAAAACAUUCAAGUAUUGCGUGAUAAAGAAUUAGAACUUGAAAUGGCUAUUUCCAAGUUAUCUAAAGAAGAUAAUAUUGAUAUUGAUGAUGCUGUAACUACAACUGCACCUCUUUAUAAACAAAUAUUGAAUGCAUUUGCUGAGGAAGCUGCGACUGAAGAUGCAAUUUAUUAUAUGGGAGAAGCAUUAAGAAGAGGUGUGAUUGAUCUUGAUGUAUUUCUGAAACAAGUACGUUCUUUGUCUCGUAAACAAUUUAUGUUGCGAGCUUUGAUGCAACGAUGCAGGCACAAGGCUGGUUUAGUGGCUUAAUUCAAAGAAAAUAAACUAAUAAGAUUCAAGAUAAAAUUUACAAAAUAAGAUGUUUAAUUUCUACAGAUAAAUAAAAUGAGGUAAAACAUUUUCAGUAUAUAUAAUGAUAUAUUAUAACACUACUUCUGUUAUUUGUUUUGUAACAGUAUAUUUUCUUCUGUUAACUAUUGCAAGUAGUAGAUACUAGAUAUCAACAAUUUGCUGAAUUUUGUUAGUCUCAAAUAACAUUUUAUCAACCAAAUCAUUUUAAUUUUAAUGUUUUAUUAUUACUGUGCACAGAGUUGAUAUUUUAAUCAUUAUAUCUUUUGAAUAAUUAUCAUUUCAUUUUAAAUUCUAUUUUACUCCUUAAGUUUUAAUAUAUAACAUACUAUCAAUUUUACGUUUUGUCAUGAUACUUUGUUGUAAGAAAAGAAAGUAUUUCUUAUAUUAUAUGAAACAACAUUAAAGCUAAAAAUACAAUUAUAUUGAAGUAUAAGAUAUUAAAUUAUUAUUAUUAAUUGUAUACAGAUCAAAUCCACAAAAUAUAUUUAAUUUUAAAAUUGAUAUAUAUGUAUUAUAUUAUUUUUCCACAUGUAUAAAUUCAAUAAUUUUUUUUUAUACAAUUUUUUAAUAUUUUGAUACUGUUAUACUAAACUAAUACAGCUAAAAAUAUACAAUAGGUAAUAGGUGUACCUUAUUUUAUCAACCAAUAAAAUAAUGGACUUAUACAUGUGUGAGUAUGGCCCAAAGAAAUGAUUAGUUGUAUUAAAUGUUUAAAAUUUAUUUUAGAGAUAUGUUAACUAAAUUAUUUUAUAUAAGUAUUUCAACUCAUAAAGAUUUAAUCAUCUAAGGAAUGAUACUACUUUAUUCAUAUUAAUUAACCUAUUAUAUUUUUAGUUCAGUUAAUAAUAUUGAAUUGGCCAUUUAUAAAUUAUUAUUAAAAUAUUCUUAUAUUAUUGUUUUAGAUUAUUAUGCUUAUAUUAAAAUAUAAUAUAACUUAUACAAUUAUGUGUAAUAUAAAGAAAUUAUAAACCAAUAUAUAUAAAUAUUUUUAUUUUAA